GAGAUGUUAUCCUGAGACAUGCUAGUUGCUGAAUGCUGAUACAUCAUACUGGUCAGAGUCGAGAGAAGCCUGUGCCAGUUCUGAUCUUCUGCUGCAUGUUUCUGGGCGCUAGUAAUUCGUAAAUUUGCAUCAGCUACUGACUUUAUAAUCAAAGAGCCUAUGGUCAUGAAGCCUCGCGACCCAGCCGCGGCCGCCGCUGGGUAAGAGCGCCGCCGCCCCGAUCUCCCUGCUCCGGCCACUCCCGCUUCGGCCGAGAUCAGAUCCGGGUGCUCCUCCACGCUCUCUGUCCUUUCUCCCACUAGCCUCGCGCCUCGGCCAGCGGAGUCGAGACUGCCGAGCUCAUCUCCCCGCCAAGCUCGCCGCCAUGUGCUCCCACGACCGUGUCCCCUCUGUCCAGCCCUCUCCAGCGGAUGGCUCCAGGGCCGCUGCCGCCGUAUCUCGCCCGCGGCGGCCUCCCCCUGCUGGGAGAUUUCGGAAGGAGAAUGGAGGUGUGCUGGCCUCGUGCUCGGCCAUCCCCAUGGCUAUGGCGGCGGUCGCCCCGGGCAAGGCAUCGUCCCCGUCCUCUGCUACCGUGAGUCCAGCGCCUUGCGUGCCGCCGCUGCCUCCGUUGAGCCGGUCCACUCAAGUUUCUGGAGGUGCUGUGCAAGUGCCGGCUGCUAUGGCUCUGCCCGCAAUGAUGCCGGUGCUGUGGGCCGCUGCCGCUGUGGGUGAGGAAGAAGAUGAUGAGGAAGAGCUGGAUCCCCAGACCCCGCCUCCCGUGCCGGUUGCCACGACUCUGCCUGCAGCACAUCCGGUACUGUGGGUCGCUGCCGCUAUGGGCGAGGUUGAAGUUGAAGACCAAGGCGUAGAAGAGCUGGCUCCCCAGAUCCCGCCGCUUGCUUCGACUCUGCAAGCGACCGCUGCUGCUCCGGAGCCUACUUCGUGGGCUUCCGCUGAUAACGACGAUGAGGAUGAAGAUGAAGAGGAGUUGGCCCCCCGGACACCACCGUCGGCUGCCCCCAUGACCUGCGCUGCACCUGAUGUCGUCGGAGGCAAUGUGGUGGUGGUGGCCUCGCCGAUGCUCUUGGCUGCCCCCAAUGGCCUUGUUUCCUGUGGGUUUGCCGAGGCCUUCGAUGCAGCCGAUGCCGUGGAUGUCGAGGAUGAGCUUGCUCUCGAGACGAUGCCGGCCACCAAGACCUUCAUCGAUGCUGCUCCUAUUGUCGAGGAGCGUGAGCGUGAUGGCUGGCACGAGGUGAUGCCGAGGCGUGGCCCACGCCGCUCGACUCUGCCAGCCCCGCCAGUUGCUCGUCGUCCUGUCCCUGCUUGGCUCAAGGGAAGAUGUUGCAGAUGCCUGGUUCUUGGUCACCGUGCUGCUGUUUGCUGUGAUCCCUUCAGGUGCUCUAGAUGCCUUGAGAAUGGUCAUCGGGCCUGUGACUGCCGUAACGCUUGGCGUCCUAUCAGCUCGUUGGCAGGACCUACCGUGUUGUCGCCCCGCCAAGAACAUGCUCCUCUCCGUGCCCAGGAGGAGGGAUCCAUGACGGUUUCGACCACCAGGAAGACCAGGGACCCCUACAUUGUUGUCAAGGCCCGGGACAUCACCAAACUCUUGGCCCGGAGUGUCCCUGCACCUCAGGCCCUUAAAUUACUCAGUGACGAUGAUAUAAGCUGCGACAUUAUCAAGAUCGGUAAUAUCAUACGGAAUAGGAAAAGAUUUGCUCUAAGGAGAAGUCGCAUUUUAGGGCCUAAUAUGUCUACCCUUCAGGCCAUAGAGGAUUUUACUGGCUGCUACAUCUUGGUUCAGGGAAGUACUGUUUCUGCCAUGGGUUCCUUCGUUGGGCUGAAACAUGUCCGGAAAAUUGCUGAAGCAUGCAUAAAGAACACAAAGGAUCCGAUUUCUCAGAUCCAGGAACUCCGAACCAAACUUGAGCUGGCUAAAAAAUAUGAACUGGCAAUGGAAUAGUGGCACUGGUUUGUAGCAACGUAUGGUCGGAUGCCAAGCAGUGUGGUGCGAGCAAUGGUGAAUUGCAUACCAAGAAAAAGCACAAAUCGUCCAAACCGAAGUGGCCGCAAUCUGGAUGAACAACGUCAGUGGCUUGCUGGCAGAUCGUUUGUACUUUCUGAGUUAGUCGAACCAUUAUCACUGAGGGCGGGUUGUACCUUUCAAUUGGUCAAGCAUUGACCUUUUCUGUGGGUUGGCCUGUUCCUGGUAGAAUUGUUUCUGUGCAUCGUUGGUAGACAUAAGGAACAUGAACAAUUUUCUUCACCAUGUGUUAAUGUGUUGCAUUUUAUGUUCUUUGUGAAAAAGACUGUCCUAAAGUAUCUCGGUAUCCCCCUAUACCUGAUAAACUUGGCCGCUACUUGGAUGGCCUGGAAGGCCUUUCAGCAGCAUUCCAUUUCGGCAUGGAAGCUGGAAAGGUGAUGAAGCCCGGUCUUGGGUGAUGCAUCCUAAUUUCAAUCCAUCUUACCUCUAUAGUCACGUUGGUAACUCCAUGUGUAUAAAAUCGUUUUCCUUA
Molecule: messenger RNA, 2492 nt
Organism: Lolium perenne
Lineage: Eukaryota; Viridiplantae; Streptophyta; Magnoliopsida; Poales; Poaceae
Product: KRR1 small subunit processome component
Cellular component (GO): nucleolus; small-subunit processome
Molecular function (GO): RNA binding
Source: RefSeq, a predicted model, not a curated record